Messenger RNA from Paramecium tetraurelia, 891 nucleotides. RefSeq lists its product as uncharacterized. NCBI's taxonomy places the organism in Eukaryota, Ciliophora, Oligohymenophorea, Peniculida, Parameciidae. The record is from RefSeq and is a predicted model, not a curated record. The transcript is spliced from 2 exons.
AUGCAGAUGUGCAGACUGUACUCCCUAUUUAAAUUAAUGAUGGCAACCAUAUUGGCACUCACCAUCGAUUGCGUGAGAUGUGAACUGACCAAUUGGAUGUUGGCAGUGUUAUUUCAUUCUAUUAUAGCCUAUGUGUAUCAUACUUACAUGAGGAUUAUCUUAAAUAAUAUAUAAAUUGUACUGUAAAUAGCGGAAAGACUAAACCAUUUGAUCUAAGUAGAAGAGGUCGAAACAAAUGAAUAAUCGAAUUGUCAAUAUUUGAUACAUGAAGAUUUGGAUCCAUACUUGUAUCUGAAUUAGGAAGAGAUGGAUAGGAAGUAGAAGAUCUUGGCAGUGUAGAUUAGAUACGAAGUUGUAUCUAGAUAUUAAUCAUUGCGAAUUUUGAGUAUCAUAACAUUUUGGGUUACUCAGAUAUUAGUAGUUUGGGCUAUAAGGUUGUAGAUGCAGAAUCCAGAAGAUCCUGAAUCGUAUGAUACAUGUCUUAGAUAUGCAAAUACAUUCCAAUUGGCCUUUGUGUUCUUGACAAUCUAUCAAUAUUUGGACGUGUACAUUUUAAGUCUAUUAAUUGUAAUUGCUUUGCCCUUCUUGAUACCAGUUAGGUUGUGGCAUUAAUUCAAGGAAAAAAAGUAAAACUAUGACAAUCAGUAAUCUCUUAAGGAACUGAAGAAGACAUGCAUUAUGCUUUAUCACUUCAAGAAUAUUUAAGGAGAUUAAGAGUGUGGCAUAUGUAUGCAUAGUUAUGUCACUGAUGAAAAACUUCUUGUACUCCCAUGCGAUCCGAAACAUCAUUUUCAUUUGUAAUGCAUCCAAGCAUGGUUGCUCAUCAAUUCCACUUGUCCAAAAUGCAGAGCAAGCUUUCUCAAAUUUAACUAAUAGCAGUAAUAAUAAUGA